Molecule: messenger RNA, 1829 nt
Organism: Halichondria panicea
Lineage: Eukaryota; Metazoa; Porifera; Demospongiae; Suberitida; Halichondriidae
Product: xaa-Arg dipeptidase-like
Exons: 1
Coding region: 50-1210 (386 amino acids)
Molecular function (GO): dipeptidase activity
Source: RefSeq, a predicted model, not a curated record
ACCUAUCUAGGAAUCAACAGCCCACGCCCCUUUUAAAGUUAUAAUUAAUAUGUCUGAUCUCAAAUCAACUGCUUCUACUGGUAUUGAGAGUUGCAAAAGUGAACUGAGUGCCUUGAGUGAUGAGAUAUGGAGGAAUCCUGAGCUGGGAUUCAAUGAGCACAAAGCACACGAACUCCUCACAAACUUCCUCGAGAAGAAAGGUUUCACUGUGGAACGCUCCUACACUGGUAUCGAAACAGCUUUCAGGGCCACCUUUGGCUCUGGGAGACCCAAUGUGUGUGUGAUCUGUGAAUACGAUGCUCUGCCUGAAAUCGGUCAUGCAUGUGGACACAACCUCAUAGCAGAGGCUGGAGUUGCCGCUGGUUUGGGUUUAAAAGCUGUUUUGGAAUCGAGUGAUGCCCUGAAAGGAAUGGUGACCGUCUUAGGAACACCUGCUGAAGAAACGGAUGGAGGAAAGAUAAAUUUAAUAAGAAACGGAGCCUUUGAGAACAUUGACUUGUCAAUGAUGGUACACCCAUGCCCAACGAAUAUAGUUAGUCCCCAAAUGCUUGCCCUUGAAGCCCUGAACAUUACUUACACCGGCAAGGCAUCUCAUGCUGCUGCUUACCCCUGGGAGGGAGUGAAUGCACUGGAUGCUGUCGCUCUGGCCUACAAUGCAGUCUCAUGUCUACGACAACAAAUGAAACCAAGCUGGAGGGUACAUGGAGUGAUUGUAAGUGGAGGGGAAGACCCAGCCAUUGUUCCGGAGAAAACCACUCUCAAAUAUUACAUUAGAGCACCCACAACACAAGAAUUAAACGAAUUCAAAGUUAAGGUACUGAACUGUUUUACAGGUGCUGCUACAGCUACAGGGUGUAGUGUUUCAAUCGAAUCAGUCCCACCACUGUUCAACGAAGUAGCGAGCAAUGGGGUGUUAGCAAAGCUUUUUGCCUCAAAUCUUAAAAUAGAGUUCAAAAUGGAGGGAGAGCUAACUAUUUCCACAGACAUGGGAAAUGUAUCAUACAUCGUUCCUUCCAUUCAUCCUAUGUUUGCUAUCGGCUCUGGUGAAGUGAACCACACUCGAGAAUUCACUGCCGUGACCAACACCCCUGAGGCGCACACAGCUACUCUGACUGUUGCCAAGGCCAUGGCUCACACAUGCAUUGAUGUGCUUACUACUGAUGGAUUGUUGGAGAAAAUAAAAGAAGACUUUGAAGUACAGCUACUCUGACUGCUGCCAAGGCCAUGGCUCACACAUGCAUCGAUGUGCUUACUUAUAUACAGACAUGUAAACUGAAAUGUCAUGACUUUUAAACGUAUACAAUCAUUCAUGUAAUUAAGCUUACCAUGCAAUCAGUCAAACAAGAAUAUCACUUAAUUGAUUGUGCUCACUGUACGUAAUUAUACAUGCAGUACUCUGAUUAACGGAUAAAUAAAAGCUAUAUAUAUAUAUACUCUGUAGUCUGUAUAAUUAUACUCAUUGAAAUUAACCACCAUAAAAUGUUCGCCAACAAUGCACAUGCAAACAGUACAAAAAAUAUUAUUACCAAGAGUGUAUAAAAAGAGAGAGGGCAUGCAACGCUUGCGAGCAAAGUGGGCGGUGGAAAGUGCAGUAAUGUCAAUCAUAAUAAAGUUGUGUGUACAGUACAUAGUAUCCGGUCUGUGGCUUUAGUUUUUGCUUGCAUGUAGGUUGAUAGUCAGUUGCUUGCCCUCUUUCUUUUUAUAUUGUUAUUACAUUGAUUGAGUGGUUACAUGAAUAGUCUGUCCACCUACAUAUACGAUAUCCAUGUGCAAAUUAUGCUACACAUGCAGCCAGUCACUGACUCGUAAGUCUUGACCUUCACUUUUUC